AUGGCGAAUCCGGAUCCCGCAGAACAAAACGCCUUGAUUGCACAGUUCACUGCGAUCGUGGGAACAUCUUCGCGACAGGCUCACCAAUUCCUCGCCGCAAACGAUUGGGAACUUGAGGCCGCCGUGUCAAAUUACUACGCCGCCCAAGAAGAUCACACCGAGGACAACCCCGAUGAUUCAGACUACGUCGAUGAGGAGGAUCCCGAAUCCUCGCAUCAACCCCAACAUCAAGCUGCCUCUCCUACCUAUGGCGCUGGUCGAAGGCUCGGAGAGGGCCCUUCAGAUUCUCAACCCGUUCCUGCGGCCCCUACCUCCGCUUCGAGCUCUUCUCAGCCUAAAAACAACCCAUCUGCACAAAAGAAAUUUGCUACUCUAGGUGAUUUCGCUUCAGGCGGCGCGAACGGCGACGACUCGGAUGAUGACGAUAAACAAGAUCUCUUUGCUGGAGGCGAAAAGUCAGGUUUGGCAGUACAGAAUCCGGACGACCUGAGGAAGAGGAUUUUGGAAAAGGCUCAGAAGCGUGGUCCACCGCCCAAGGAGGCUGCUCCAAAGAAAUCAUUCUUUACUGGUUCAGCACGCACGCUGGGAGGCGACGAUACACCAUCGCGAGAGAUCCCCGCUGCGUACCAACCUCGAGGAAGAGCCGAGAGAGUGGAACGAGUGCUGCAUUUCUGGCAGGAUGGCUUCAGUAUAGACGACGGUGACUUGUACAGAUUCGACGAUCCCAGGAAUGCUGAAAUUCUGAACUCGAUCCGACAAGGACGCGCCCCGCUGAACAUCAUGAACGUCCAGCCAGGCCAGGAAGUGGAUGUGGAGAUCAAACAACAUGAAGAGAAAUACGUCAAACCUAAGAAGAAGUACAGGCCCUUCGAAGGUUCCGGUCAGCGUCUGGGAAGCCCCACGCCUGGAGUCCCAUCGAUCCCCGGAGGUUUCGCUUCAGAGAUUACGGCGCCAGCACCCGCGCCAGCCUCUGGAGCUCCUCCUCCGGCCGAAGUAGACGAGUCGAAACCAACCGUUACAUUGAGGAUCAGCCUAGGCUCGGGCACGAGGCUGACCUCGCGCUUCAACACAACCCAGACUAUUGGAGACAUCUAUGACUUCGUUCGGCGAGCCGAGCCGAGCGGGAGGGACUUUGUUUUGCAAACCACCUUCCCAACAACGGAGCUCAACGACAAGACCAAAGUGCUCGGGGAUAUGGCAGAGUUCAAGCGAGGAGGUGCUGUUGUUCAGCGAUACAUCUGA
Molecule: messenger RNA, 1242 nt
Organism: Cladophialophora psammophila CBS 110553
Lineage: Eukaryota; Fungi; Ascomycota; Eurotiomycetes; Chaetothyriales; Herpotrichiellaceae
Exons: 2
Coding region: 1-1242 (413 amino acids)
Biological process (GO): membrane fusion; nuclear membrane reassembly; autophagosome assembly
Cellular component (GO): cytosol; nucleus
Molecular function (GO): ubiquitin binding
Source: RefSeq, a predicted model, not a curated record